UUUAAUCACAGAUAAUUUUGUGAUGCUCUGCUCGUCCCUGUGCGGUGUCAGGAGAUGGACUGGGACCAAUUUGACUUGAACCCUAGAACAGUUGCUGCCUUGAAGAAAGCUGACAUCAAAUCAGUAAAAGAGAUUUUAAACCUUUCUGGAGCAGACUUGCAAAGAUUGAUGAAGCUCUCCAGUGCAGACAUACAGUGCCUGCUGAAAACAGUCUCUCUCACGCUGAGGAGGAACAGCAUGGUCACAGCACUUCAGCUCUACCAAGAUAAUGAUCAUCUCACCUCCCAGCACCAGAAGCUGAGCCUGGGAUGUUCAGUGCUGGAUAACUUGUUGAAAGGUGGCAUUCCUUUAGUGGGAAUCACAGAGCUUGCUGGGGAAAGUUCUGCUGGGAAGACUCAGAUUAGUUUACAGCUGUGCCUGUGUGUGCAGUAUCCUUACAAAUAUGGUGGAUUAGAGUCUGGAGCUGUCUACAUUUGCACAGAAGAUGCAUUCCCAAGUAAACGUUUGCAGCAACUCAUAGGCCAACAACAUAAGCUGCGUGCAGAUGUUCCAGCUGAAAUCAUACAGAAGAUCAAAUUUGGAAACAGUAUUUUUGUUGAGCAUGCAGCAGACCUAGACACCUUCCACAAGUGCAUCACGACGAGGCUUUCCCUGCUGCUGGCCAGGGGCAUGGUGAGGCUGGUGGUCAUCGACUCCAUCGCCGCCUUGUUCCGCUGCGAGUUCGGGCCUUCGGAGUCCGUCAUGAAGGCUCGGUACUUGCAGACCUUUGGAGCACAGCUUCACAGUUUAAGCACAAGGUUCAGGACUCCAAUAAUGUGCAUUAAUCAGGUGACAGAUGCAGUGAGCGAGUUGGAAGCUGCUCAGUGCAGUUGUAGGGUAGUGGGUAACAGAGUUGUUCCAGCACUUGGAAUAACCUGGGCAAAUCAGCUGCUGAUGAGACUGAUGGCCAGCCGGAUAUCCCUGCCUGGACAAGCAUCUGGAGUGGCAUCACACUGCACUGGAAGUGUGAGGACUUUAAGGGUAGUUUUUGCUCCUCAUCUUCCUCCAUCCUCUUGCUACUAUACAGUACAGUUGGAAGGUGUAAAAGGGAUAAAAUAACUCCUUUGCAUAGUGAAGUAUUCUGCUCCAAAAAAAGGUAUCAGAACUAUGCUUCAGGAAGAAUUACUACUAAAAUGCAAUUCCUCCUAGAUGAGAGAAGUGGAUGGUCAAGUAUGUGAACAAUGGUAUGACUACAUUUAGCCUUGUCUGCAUUGUGAAAGAUGAUUUUACACUUGAAUAUUCAUCUUGUCCUGGUGAGAGAAGUGUUCUGGAGGAGGGAACCUGUGGGCAGGUGGAGGCUGCACAGUGAAGUGGGAUGUGGCAACCCCCAUGUUGGGGAACACCUGAUGUCUAAUUUUAUUUUAAUAACAUACUAAUCUAGAACCAGCAUUUACUGCAGUUGUGUACCCUGUUUCCAGACCCAAAGGGACUCAGCUUCAAUCAGUUGAUGUUGCCUGCUGGUGGUUCUGGGCCUCACGCUGCCAUUAAGGAUAGCUGUUCUUUGAAAUAACACAAGGCAGCUUUGUCACAAAGCAGCUGUCCUGUUUUAAAACCACUUGUUAUUAAUAUUUGGAUUUUAAAAAAUACAAUACCAGAAAUGUACUUGAUUUUACCACCUUACUGUAAGAUUUAAAAUUGUACUGCCUUUGUACUAGAUGGGCAUGUUCAGCUUCAUAGCACUUCUACAAUUUUUUCUAAUGCUUUAUUUCCACUCUUUUCCUGCUUUCCUGUCCCACUCCCUUCAUAGCAAAAGCCUCUUUAGCCCCUUUCAUUUGAAAAAUAAUGAACCACAGCCCCCAUCCCCUUGUUCUGUGGUUACAAAGCUCAGGUCUGUCUUUUGGCCAGGGUACACUACAUUAGUGAAACAGAGACCUCCUCUACCUUUUCCCAGUCAUCCUCUUUCAGGAUAAAGGCAGCCAUCCUUUCAUGUGGAAGCACACAGCUGGACAGCAGA
Molecule: messenger RNA, 1993 nt
Organism: Manacus vitellinus (golden-collared manakin)
Lineage: Eukaryota; Metazoa; Chordata; Aves; Passeriformes; Pipridae
Gene: XRCC3
Product: X-ray repair cross complementing 3
Exons: 7
Coding region: 55-1098 (347 amino acids)
Biological process (GO): telomere maintenance via recombination; double-strand break repair via synthesis-dependent strand annealing; t-circle formation
Cellular component (GO): Rad51C-XRCC3 complex; replication fork
Molecular function (GO): four-way junction DNA binding; ATP-dependent DNA damage sensor activity; ATP binding
Source: RefSeq, a predicted model, not a curated record